This is a messenger RNA of Myotis daubentonii (Daubenton's bat), 5087 nucleotides long. RefSeq names its product von Willebrand factor A domain containing 2 (gene VWA2). NCBI's taxonomy places the organism in Eukaryota, Metazoa, Chordata, Mammalia, Chiroptera, Vespertilionidae. The record is from RefSeq and is a predicted model, not a curated record. Gene Ontology annotation, molecular function: calcium ion binding.
CACCUGGCGCCCGCUGUCCCCGAACCGGCCGGGGUCUGGGACGCUGCGCGCAGCGGGCCCCACAGCGACCCCUCCCUUGGGUCCUGGGCACCCGAGCGUCGAGCCCAAGGGCAAGAACCGCAGUCGUAUCAACAUGCCCUCUGUCCUGCUGCUGGAAGCCAUCUGCGUUUGCCUGUUGGCGGGAGCGCCCCCUUCCCUCCCUCUUCAGGAAGUCCACGUGAGCAGGGAGACCCUGGGGAAGAUUUCAGCCGCCAGCAAAACUGUGUGGUGCUCCGCCGCGGUGGACGUCCUGUUUCUGAUAGAUGGCUCUCACAGCAUCGGGAAAGGGAGCUUUGAAAGGGCCAAGCACUUUGCCAUCACGGUCUGCGCCGCUCUGGACAUCAACCCCGAGAGGGUCAGGGUGGGAGCGGUCCAGUUCAGUUCCGCUCCUUGGCUGGAAUUCCCCUUGGACUCCUUGUCAACCCAACAGGAAGUGAAGACAAAACUCAAGAGGAUGGUUUUCAAAGGAGGGCGCACCGAGACAGGCCUCGCUCUGAAAUACUUUCUGCGCAGAGGGUUCCCCGGGGGCCGAAAUGCCUCUGUGCCCCAGGUGCUCAUCAUCAUCACGGACGGCAGGUCCCAAGGACAGGUGGCACUGCCGGCCAAGCAGCUGCAGGAGAGAGGGGUCACUGUGUUUGCCGUGGGCGUGCGCUUCCCCAGGUGGGAGGAGCUGCACACGCUGGCCAGCGAGCCCAGGGAGCAGCACGUGCUGAUGGCCGAGCAGGUGGAGGACGCCACCAACGGCCUGUUCAGCGCCCUCAGCAGCUCCAACUUCUGUACCUUCGCCUCUCCAGACUGCAGGGUCCAGCCUCACCCCUGUGAGCGCAAGACGCUGGAGACGGUCAGGGAGCUGGUCGGCAGCGGCCUGUGCUGGAGAGGAUCGCGGGGGACCGAUGGUGUGCUGGCUGCCCCCUGCCCCUUCUUCAGCUGGAAGAAAGUGUUCUUAACCCACCCUGCCACCUGCUACAGGACCACCUGCCCAGGCCCCUGUGACUCGCAGCCUUGCCAGAAUGGAGGCACGUGUGUUCCAGAAGGACUGGACAGGUACCACUGCCUGUGCCCGCCGGCCUUCAGAGAGGAGGCUAACUGUGCCCCGACGCUGAGCCUGGCGUGCAGAAUCGACGUCCUCUUCCUGCUGGCCAGCUCGGCGGGCACCACGCCGGAGGGCUUCCUGCGGGCCAAGGCCUUUGUGAAGCGGUUUGCCCAGGCGUCACUGAACGAGGACUCCCGGGCCCGCGUGGGUGUGGCCCGGUACAGCGGGGAGCUGGAGGUGGCCGUGCCCGUGGGCGAGUACCUGGACGUGCCCGACCUGGUCCGGAGCCUCGAUGCCCUCCCCUUCGGCGGAGGCGCCACCCUGACGGGCAGUGCCCUGCGGCAGGCGGCGGAGCGCGGCUUUGGGAGCGCCAGGACCGGCCUGGACCGGCCACGCAGAGUGCUGGUGCUGCUCACGGAGUCACGCUCCGAGGACGAGGUGGCCGGCCCAGCGCGCCACGCGAGGGCCCGCCAGCUGCUCCUGCUGGGCCUGGGCAGCGAGGCCGUGCGGGCGGAGCUGGAGGAGAUCACGGGCAGCCCAGAGCACGUCAUAGUCUACGCCGACCCGCAGGACCUGUUCCACCAAAUCCCGGAGCUGCAGGGCAAGCUGUGCAGCCGGCCGCGGCCAGGCUGCCGGGCACAGUCGCUGGACCUGGUCUUCCUGCUGGACGCCUCGGCCUCCGUGGGGCCCGAGAAUUUCGCCCGGAUGCAGAGCUUCGUGAGGAGCUGCGCCCUCCAGUUCGACGUGGACCCCGACGUGACACAGAUCGGCCUGGUGGUGUACGGCAGCCGGGUCCAGACAGCCUUCGGGCUGGACACCCACGUCGCCCGCCCCGCCGUGCUGCGGGCCACCAGCCAGGCCCCCUACCUGGGCGGGGCGGGCUCGGCAGGCACCGCCUUGCUGCACAUCUACGACAGGGUGAUGACUGUCCAGAGGGGCGCCCGGCCUGGCGUCCCCAAGGCCGUGGUGGUGCUCACCGGGGGCCGAGGGGCGGAGGACGCGGCCGUCCCCGCCCAGAAGCUGAGGGACAACGGCGUCUCUGUCUUGGUGGUGGGCGUGGGGCCCGUCCUGAGCGAGGCGCUGCGGAGGCUCGCGGGCCCCCGGGACGCCCUGAUCCACGUGGCGGCCUACACGGACCUGAGGUUCCACCGGGACGCGCUCAUCGAGUGGCUCUGUGAAGAAGCCAAUCGGCCCGUCAACCUCUGCAAACCCAGCCCGUGCAUGCACGAGGGCACCUGCGUCCUGCGGAACGGGAGUUACCUCUGCGCGUGCCGCGACGGCUGGGAGGGCCCCCACUGUGAGAACCGGGCCUUGAGAGGAGAUGCCCUCAAGGCAGGAGGGCGGCCGCCCAGCCCGCCCCAGCAACUCCGGAGGCCUGGGCACCCCGGACGCUGAAAGGGCGCCUGCCCUCGGCGGAGCAUCCUCUUGACGGUCCUCUGAGCACCUGCCUCCAGCUCUGUCCGGAGCCCGCCUGCGCUUUCCUCACCCGGGAACAGCGAUGUCCCAGCUGCAGACUGCGUCUCUCAGGGCUCAGUACCAGCUGAUUUCACUCGCUAAUGAUGGUGGUGGAAACUCUUGACGUGUAAGUAAACAUUUCCUUUCUAGUUGUGCCCUGUUGAGCUUGUGGCCGUCCCCUUCCCCCUGAGGAGAAACAGGAACCCGGAGACUUUUGAUGGCCCGUGGGCAGCUCACACGGCCAUCGGCAAAUGUUGGGACAGUGAUGCUCAAGAGGCGGCAGUGGCUAGCGUGUUGUUCGGACCACCGAAGCGAUGGCAUUUCGAGAUGGAGAAAGUGCAGAACUUCUUCUUUCCCGAAAGACGUCCUAGAUGCGUUCGUGGUUUUCGUUUGAAAAGGGGCUUGAGCGGCAUUUGUGACCUCUGGUGACUGGCUGUGUGUGGGGGGAGACGGGGAAAGGCCCAGAUUGGACAGUGACCGAUGAACCAGCUUGUUUGGCUCUGGGGCUGAGUGUGCAAACAGCCCUGGUUCUGGGGGGGCCGCAUUCUCCUUUAGAGUGUACUUGGGGGGGCGUGUCAUUGUGGGGUGUUUACUGAGUGCUUUUCUUAUUCUCCUUUUAGUGGGGGUGCAAAGAGCAAUGGAAUUCUUAAACUCAACAGAUAGAGAAUAAAGAAACUUAGAACGGUUUUGCUUUUUCCUGUGUAGUUUUUGAAGGAUUUCAAGCAAUGAUGUUGGUUAUUCACAGGGGUGCUUGUAUGGUUGUGGCACAGAUGCGUGCGUUGGGACAUUCUCUGGUAAACCAGGCACUUCCUCACCCCGGCCUGUUUAGGCACCCGUUCUUCCCAUCGGUUGUGGUUGUGUCGUUUUGAGUUCAGUUUUCAGGGGAAACUGUUGCAGAGCCCUCACCUCAGUCCAGACACUUUUCUCUUUACUGUCCAUAACGCCAUGCCCUCUAUGCAGAGGUCACGGCUACCUCCACUUAAACGCCACUGAGCUUCCUGGUUAUCGCCACGGUGCUGUCGAUGGUAGAAAGAAAACGCCGGGUGCCAAGGCUAUCGCGACAGCGGUUUGUGCUCAAGGGUAUUUUCAUUCCUGUUGUUACGCUGGCCUUGGCGGAAGGGGACAUCAGAGCAAGGCCACAAGGCUACCCAGCAGGGGCCGAUGUUGGAGAACUUUCAAGAAUUUGUCGUCUUGAAAAUUCACAGCAGUUUAAUCACUUUAGAGUAUGGGUUCUCCGUCUGGUUCAAGGCUAUUUGGAUGUCCAAUUUGAGUUGCUUGGACUCUAAAAAAAGCCCCAUAAAAUUGUGGGUUACAUAUUAAGGCUUCGCCGCUUCUAGUUUAGGUCCCAGCAGCAACGGAGGGCAUGCCUUUCUUACUGCCUGACCGGCCAAGCCUUUUAUGUUCUUGUAAAAAUUGAAGCAUUGCAGUAAGCCACCCAUCUUUCAUUUUCUCUGAAUGAUUCUCAUUCCAGCCACCGUACCCAAGCACAUGUGUUCUAGUAGUUCAUUGAUGCUCUUUGCUUUUCUUGAAAAACAUUGUUUACAAAUAGUGACAGUUUUGUCUCUUCCUUUGGGAGCUUUAUAUUGAUUUUUCUUGUCAUUUUGCAUUAUCUAGAACCUGCAGAAUAAUGUUUUUAAUAGGUAGUGGCCACAGCACAUAUCUGCUUCCUUUUCACCAUUAGAUAUUUUUGUGUGGGUAGGAACGCUUUUAUUCCUAGAUUACAGAGAAUGUUUUAGGAGUGUUGAGAUUUGUGAUAUGCUUUUCUGCUUCCUUUGAGAUGAUUCCCCCCACACACACACACAUAUAAUCUGUACAUACAAUAACUUACCUAUCAGUGUAUUAUCGGUGGUUGAACCACUCUGAUUCUGAAUCAACGCUAUCUGGUCAUUAAUGUGCUUAAAGAUGACAAAACCAAACCCUGGCAACCUGAGGCGACAUUAAAGGCACAACUGAGCCUGGAGUACACAUGCUGACAAGAUUUUCUUGAAUCACAAGAAAAUGCUAUGAACAUAGCAGUUUGAGGAGUAUUUUCCAUUGUAUACAGUUAGCACAGCUCUGGAACCAAAAAUCCAACACAUACUGGCAAAAGAAAAACCAAAUCUUAAUUUUGGACGUACAUGAAAAAGGUCCUGCCCAAAAAGAUUGGCAAAUUUUGUUAUUUGUAAAAAUAAACACAUUUAUGCUAGGAACUUCCUUAAUUUACCACUUAGGCAACUCUCUAAGUACCGGUUUCUUUCCCCAAAGAAUGAUUUAGGAAUGUGUUUAGCUUCCAGAAGUAGUCAGUUCCUGCAGAUGUUUCUAGUGGAUUUGGCGCGUGGUUAAUUAUACUUUGAAAACCCUUUCCGUUUUCCAUCUAUGCUCCUGGAGUCAAGGAGGCAUAACAUCACCUGCUAAGAUGGCACCUUGUAAAGCCCUCGGUUUUACACACACGUUUUGAAGUUCAGGGUGUAAAUAAAUAACCAAGACAUUCCCCCUUGAGGUACAAGUCCAACAGGCCCUGCCAAGUCACUCCAUGAAAUACAAGAAACCUCCAAAAAUACAAUUAACAUUUUAUUUUUUU